AUGUACUUGUACAAAGCAACAUGCCCGGAUAUCCCCAAUCCGAAACAGAAGGCUCCCAGAGGUCAGGGCGGGGUCCAGGCUCAGGGCCAAGGCCAGGGGAAGCUCGCCAGGCAGUCCACGGGGAAGGGGCCUCGACCCUACGCUCCUCUGAUGCUGUGGACAGCAAACAAACACAACAGCAUGCUGGAGCUCAAACAACUGGAGGAGUUUCUCAACUUCCACUCGUUGUCGCUGCAGGACACGAUCAAGAGCCAGACAGGCAUGGUCUACAGGAACCUUGGAAAGUCAGGACUCAGAGUUUCUUGCUUAGGACUAGGUACAUGGGUGACAUUUGGGGGACAAGUAACAGACGAGGUUGCAGAGCAGCUAAUGUCCAUUGCCUAUGAGAGUGGAGUCAACCUGUUUGACACAGCUGAGGUCUAUGCAGGUGGCAGGGCCGAAAUCAUUCUAGGGAACAUUAUCAAGAAGAAAUGCUGGAGGAGAUCCAGCUUGGUCAUAACAACUAAACUCUAUUGGGGAGGAAAAGCAGAGACAGAGAGAGGACUGUCAAGGAAACACAUAAUUGAAGGUCUGAAAGGCUCCCUACAAAGGUUGCAGUUGGAGUAUGUCGAUGUUGUUUUUGCCAACCGCCCUGACAGCAAUACUCCCAUGGAGGAGAUUGUUCGGGCCAUGACCUACCUGAUCAACCAAGGUAUGGCAAUGUACUGGGGGACGUCUCGGUGGACGGCCAUGGAGAUUAUGGAGGCAUAUUCGGUGGCUAGACAGUUUAAUCUGAUUCCCCCAGUAUGUGAGCAGGCAGAGUAUCAUCUCUUCCAGAGGGAGAAAGUAGAAGUGCAACUGCCUGAACUUUACCAUAAGAUAGGAGUUGGGGCGAUGACGUGGUCACCGCUGGCGUGCGGCAUCAUCACAGGAAAAUAUGAAAAUGGCAUUCCUGAAUCUUCCAGGGCCUCCAUGAAGUCGUAUCAGUGGCUGAAGGAGAAAAUUGUAAGCGAGGAUGGAAGAAAACAGCAGGCUAAGCUGAAAGAGCUCAACCACAUCGCUGAGAAGCUGGGCUGCACUCUGCCUCAGUUGGCCGUGGCGUGGUGUUUGAGGAAUGAAGGGGUGAGCUCAGUCCUGCUGGGAACAUCCAACCCUGAACAGCUCACAGAGAACCUCGGGGCCAUACAGGUCCUUCCUAAGAUGACCUCUCAUGUGGUGUCUGAGAUUGACCACAUCCUGGGCAACAGACCGUACAGUAAGAAGGACUACCGCUCUUAG
Molecule: messenger RNA, 1257 nt
Organism: Scomber japonicus (chub mackerel)
Lineage: Eukaryota; Metazoa; Chordata; Actinopteri; Scombriformes; Scombridae
Gene: kcnab1a
Product: potassium voltage-gated channel subfamily A regulatory beta subunit 1a
Exons: 14
Coding region: 1-1257 (418 amino acids)
Biological process (GO): potassium ion transport; transmembrane transport; negative regulation of delayed rectifier potassium channel activity
Cellular component (GO): membrane; juxtaparanode region of axon; cytoplasm
Molecular function (GO): potassium channel regulator activity; voltage-gated potassium channel activity; transmembrane transporter binding
Source: RefSeq, a predicted model, not a curated record